Prorocentrum cordatum is the source of this 150-nucleotide messenger RNA. Lineage: Eukaryota; Dinophyceae; Prorocentrales; Prorocentraceae. The record is from the annotation of a GenBank genome assembly.
GUGCUUCCAGUGGGCGAGCUGGCCUUCGCGCGCGCGGGCGACGCGAUCGCGCUUGUUUUUUUCUUUCGCGGGGGCCCUCGCUGUUUGCAGUUGGAGCCGUGCGAGGUGGAUGCUGCAAGUGUAGCCGGGGCUUUCGCGAACUCCAUGGAG